Closterium sp. NIES-65 is the source of this 2226-nucleotide messenger RNA. Lineage: Eukaryota; Viridiplantae; Streptophyta; Zygnematophyceae; Desmidiales; Closteriaceae. The record is from the annotation of a GenBank genome assembly.
AUGGACAUCGCCCGCACGUCCAUGAUUCAUGCCCAUGCGCCCCAUUUUCUAUGGCCCUACGCGGUUCGCUACGCCGCUCACCAGCUGAACCUCCAGCCGCGCGUCUCGCGGCCAGAGGCUUCACCGACCAGUCUUUGGACCGGGUCCCCUGGUGUUGGGUCAGGUUUUCGUGUCUGGGGCUGCCUUGCGCUUGUCCGCGACACCUCUGCGGACAAACUCUGGGCUCGCGCCGUCCUCUGUGUCUUCCUUGGUUUCCCGGUAGCCUCGGCCGACUGGUCCUUUUACCACCCGCCCCUCCAUCAAUUCCUAGACUCCCGUGACGUCCGGUUCGACGAGUCAGUGUCCUACUACACCCGCUACCCCUGUCGAGGUCUCCCGGUUCCCCCUCCCCCCCUUUUCCUCGCAACCUCUCUUCCCCCUGCUCCCGCUCCUCCGCGUCUCCCUCCCCGCAGUCCUCCUCAUAGUCCUCUCAGCAGCCUUCGGUAUUUCCACGACAUGUUACUGUGGACUCGGUUGGUGUUGGAGCUGGAGGUGCAGCCACUGGCGGUACUCGGUCUGGGGGUGCUUGUUCGAGGGGUGCUGGAGUUGGAGGUGCUGGCGCAGGUGGCGCUAGCCCUAGGGGUGCUGGAGCUGGAGGUCCUGGCACUGGAGGUGCUAGUUCUGGGGGUGCUGGAGCUGGAGGUGCUGGCACUGGAGGUGCUAGUGCUGGGGGUGCUGGAGCUAGAGGUGCUGGCAAGGGAGGUGCUAGUUCUGGGGGUGCUGGAGUUGGAGGUCCUGGCACUGGGGGUGCUAGGACAGGGGGCACUGGAGCUGGGGACCCUGACCCUCUUGGUACCCCUUCUGGGGACACUGUCUCCCACUGCGUUUGGUCCCACGUUUCCUCCUCUUGACGACCGUCCGGCGGUCUGGUCUUCCCCUCCACCGCAGUCUCCUCCUCCUGUUGUCCGUCACUACCGUUCCCGUCUUUGUCCUCCGGGUGCUCGUCCCUCGUCCCCCAUUAUCGACCUCCACACUGCCCUCCUUUGUACUUCUCUUCGUCGUUCUCCUCCUUUGGUGUCUGUUCUACCGUCUCCUCCUCCGUCUUCUCUUCCAGUCCCCCCUACUCCUAUCCCCGACUACUACCGUGAUGUUCGCCCUGUUGUCUCCCGCGUUCUAGCCACUGUUGUCACCGACCCUCGUUUCUCUCCGUCGUCUGUCUCGGCUCUCACUGCCGCUGUCGCUGACUUUGCCGCCGCCAUCCGCCUUGACUACCGCACUUGUAUGGUGCUCGCUCUGCCUACCCAUCCUCUGUCCGUCGGGGGUGAGUUUGUCAUUGGCUGUGAUGUCCUAGAGGACAGGCACUCUGAGCUGGAGUACCUGGCAGCCGCUUCUCCCACUCUCUGUGCCAUGCUGCUUUCCCCUGAGGGAGAUCCCGACGCCCUUGACAUACCGACUCCUUGCACGUACCGUGAGGCAGUGUCACGGUCGUGGGCCUCUCAGUGGAAGGCGGCCAUGGACUCAGAGUUGGUGUCUUGGAGAUCCACAUGCACAUACGUCGACGCAGUUCCCCCUCCCUGGGCGAACGUAGUCGAUGGCAUGUGGCUCUUCAAGGGACGACUGCACGAGGAGAUCUGGAUGCGCCGUCCUCCUGGUUUCACUGGUACUUUCCCUCUUGGGACCCAGUGGAGCCUAAGGCGACCAAUCUACGGUCUCCGCCAGUCGCCCCGUGAGUGGUACAAGACUCUUUGCUCCACGCUUCGUGGCCUAGGGUUUCGCCCUUCCUCUACUGACCCGUCACUGUUUGUUCGUGCCGGCUCCACUCCUUUCUUUAUACUCGUCUACGUCGACGACUUGGUCUUUGCUACACCAGACAGGGCUGCUCUGGCUAAGGGACAGAGCCGCUCGCACCUCACGUUGACGCAGUCACACAUGGUGCAGCAGGUUCUUCAGCGGUUCGGGCUUCAGCACUCCACCACACAGCCAGCUCCUCUUGCUGUAAACCACAGACUCACCGGCCCCUUCCCCGACGAGCCCUUUGAGCCCAGUGGUCCCUACCCAGAGCUUGUUGUCUGCCUCAUGUACCUGAUAACCUGUACUCGCCCGGACCUCGCCUACCCUCUUAGUGUCAUCUCUCGCUUUGUUGGACCUGGGAGGCACCGUCCUGUUCACUGGACGGCUGCCGUGAGGGUGGCGAAGUACCUGGCGACUACAUCAGGCAUGGGGCUUGUGCUUGGCCAGUUGAGCUGA